This is a messenger RNA of Haliotis rubra (blacklip abalone), 3403 nucleotides long. RefSeq names its product protein lyl-1-like. The coding region runs from base 242 to 1054 and encodes 270 amino acids. The transcript is spliced from 2 exons. The record is from RefSeq and is a predicted model, not a curated record. Gene Ontology annotation, molecular function: DNA-binding transcription factor activity, RNA polymerase II-specific; RNA polymerase II cis-regulatory region sequence-specific DNA binding; protein dimerization activity. Lineage: Eukaryota; Metazoa; Mollusca; Gastropoda; Lepetellida; Haliotidae. Gene Ontology annotation, biological process: regulation of transcription by RNA polymerase II.
GUGAUGGCUGUGAUACGCUCGCGACCAUUGUGGAAUCGACAAGGCAAGUACAAGUCACGUGCCUACUGAAGGCUUAAAUUCCACCUCGCAUUUCCUCGCCUGGUGAAAUUCGCUACCGGUUUUUGGGGUGCAAUUUGAGAGGACGGUAGUAGCGAGUCUGACAGCACACCGAGUGUGACGGCGCGGGUCUGCGACCACUCCCUGCAUAGAACAGCUGUAUAUUAAAGAUCCGAAGCUCACAAUGAAGUACGACUUGGUCCCGACGGACACCGAAACGCUCAUCGUCUACCGGGACCGCUACGAUGACGGGACGGGCGACUCGGACAACACCGACAUGACCCGAAGCGAGGAGAACGACCAUCGGAUGUCUUACGCCACUUCAGACGAGAAUGACGACGAUGAUAUGAUCCAUCACGACCACGAUGACGACAUGAUCCAUCACGACGAUGGCGACGACAACGUCUUCUCGCCCGCGAGUCCAGACACAGACAAGUCGGUUCAAGAUGGCGGUUUCAUCUGUCUGCAAAGCAUGCCAAGGUCUCUGUUACCGCCAAGACACGUCCUUCUCAACUCGAGUCCGGCCGCGCUGGGUGAGGACGGACCUCUGGACCUGCGACAGAAGCAGCAGCUAAGGAGAAGAUACAGCGAUCAAGAUCGGCCACCGUCUCCGUUCAGGAAGAUAGCUCGACGGAUGUUUACCAACAGUCGGGAGAGAUGGAGGCAGCAGAAUGUUAAUGGGGCCUUUGCCGAAUUGCGGAAACUUGUACCGACCCAUCCGCCUGAUAAGAAGUUGAGCAAGAACGAGAUCCUCCGUUUGUCUAUCCGUUACAUUAAUCUUUUAAACCAAGUCCUGGAGUUUCAAAGUCAACAGGAUUUCGGCCACGAGUUACCUGAACGACAUGACCCUCGGGCAGAUGUCAUGAACAUAAAUCAGGACACUGACGUCCAAAAUGCGCAACGGCCAUAUUCCGGAACAUCCUCCCCUUCACCCCACUCAUUUUCAACCGGGGCGAGUGGGGACAGAGGAGCAGACGACACUUCGAACUUGACUUAAAGGUCAAUAAUUAUUCAGUGUAGACGUUCUACAAAUGUUCGACAAUAUUUAAGUAUAUCAAAGAUUGUUGUGUUUGAACGACCCUAGUCAAGUGAUGCUUGAAAUUAGUGACUGAAAUCAAGAACGUCCGAACAAGUGAUUGGGACUUGAGAUGGGUGUUCCAUGACCAUUUCCAAAUUUUAUCCCCAACCUAUCAACAUUUUCAUGUCAUCGUUUCAUUGUCGUAAACAGUUUAAUUGUCGUCAGUGUGAUGAUUUCUAGUUUUGUCAUCAUAAUAUGUACAACCCUUGAAGAUCCGGUUUAGAUUUGAUCUUCACCAACCCAUGCCUGUCUUCCCACUUAAAGAUCCGGGUUAGAAUUGGUCUUCAGCAACAUAUGCUUGUCGUAAAAGGCGACUAACUUGACCGGGUGUUCGGGCUCGCUGUCUUAGUUCAUGUAUGUCAUCGUAUCCCAAUUGCGUAGAUCGAUGUUCAUGCUGUCAAUCAAUGAAUCAUCUUGUCCAGAGUCGAUUAUUUACAGACCACCGCCAUAUAGCUGUAAUAUUGCUGAGUGGAGUGAUUAAACAUCAAACAAACAUAGCAUUUACAGAAAGACAUACGACUUCAGUGUAUAGAAAACGGGCAAGCUUAACUUCGGGUAGUCUACCCAUAAAUUUUGUAAUUGUAAUUAUCAAUCCUUCCUUGCACACUAAAAUGAUUGUCUCCUUCAACAAAUAUAACGAUUAUAUACCACCGUGAUAGCACUACAGAUCUUCAACUGUAUAAUUUCCAAUGCCAUAUAUGUAUCUUGUACCCCACGCUGUACAAGAGUUCAGCGUCUUCGUGUCACCGUCUAGUUCAGUCGGGUUUUUUCUGGAAAUUCUGAUGUUCCAUCAUGUACAUCUUUGGCAGCUACUUUUUUAUUCUCUGAAAGGAGGAUUUAUUUUAUGGGGACCCUCAGCAUUUUCAGAUAAUGCAGCAUGUGAAGUCAACAGGAAUGUUUAAAUUUGGUCAAAACCUGAGGACAUUGUUUUAAGGAACAGAUAGGUAAAAACAUAACAGCACCACGAGAUCAUCAAAUGGUAGGAUGCUCAAUGAAAAAAUGUGACGUAGUGAGUUUUUAUUUAACGGCUCGAUGCCGAGGUGACAAACCGAGAAACAUUAUCAGAGCUAACUUGGAUUUUUAUAAAAACUGAAAAAUGAAGAAAAUGCGCAUAAUGAGUCGUUUAAACACGGAAAAUAAUUUUAGCGAUAUGUACUUCCAACCAUUUACCCCUCUCAUAAGCUACGUUUUGAUCACAUUCUUUAGUGUUAGAUAGUCCCAACACGAAUUAUGAUCAAUGAUCUUACUGGACACUAUCGUGAGAAUCUCCUGGAGCUGUUGUCGUGCCUGACUCAGCGUGUCGGGAAACAGGCCCGAGUUGAUUUCCUUCCGUGUAGGGAGAGAGCAGGUGCUUGUCUCAAGUGCGCAGGGUGCUAUGAACAUUUCUCGGCCGUGUCAUCAUAGACCCGGAGCCUUUCAUCAUCACAAGUGAUGUAUAUCUGUGACCCCGUUAAUGUAUUGUUAUUCCUUGCUGUCUGUAUUGUGUAUAUAAGUAAAGUGGUCAUACCCCUGCUUAUUUAUGAAGGAUUCACCGUUGAAUAUAUUAUUUUGAAUGAGAUGUCAGGUAUAAUAAUAAUGAUCAUAAUAAUACUAUAACCGUGAGAAUUUCUGUUAUUUCAUAAUAUGUUGUUUUAGGAAAUGGUUUCGUUUUGUUCAAAUAUCUCUGAAAGUCCGUGUUACCGUUUAAGCAUUCAAGUUCCUGGACGUUCAAGCAUAAGGGAAAUUAUCUGUGUCUUUGAAAAAUGAUAUAUUUCUUUAUAAAAAUUACAUAUUUCUCACUAAAACGUUCCGACUAAACUAAACUAGCUCUCAAAUAUAUGUAAUAACGGUUUGUAUUUGUACAAUUUAUAUCAAUCGAUCCACUGCUGUGAUACACUGUAAAGACAACUCUAAGCCUGAGACUCGAAUAAUCUCAUUGUGGGCUGAUAUGUCUUAAGUACCAGCCCAUAUUGAAAGACUGUAACAAAAUCCUGUUCUAUAUUAAUAAAACUUGUAAAAAUAAUGAUAUGCAUAUAUCAUAUUUAUUUUGGGUUUUCACAUGUAAUAUUCUUAUUUAAAUAUCUUUAAAUAUUCUGUAAAAUAUACAAACAUGAUUCAUAUUUCAUGGUUAUAGAUUGACUUCUCUUUCUCAAAUAUUACAAAGGGAGAUAACUUCUAGCUGAGAUUACAUCAGCGUGGAUGGAGUUCUAAGAUUUACCCAGUGAUUUUAGUUAUUUACACUUUUUAUUUUUAGUCGUGUAUAUAUGUAAAUAAAAUCUGUUCAGUGAA